AUGGAGUCUUCACUGAUAAAUUUGGAUCUAAUCUCUGACACGAAAGUAUCAUCGCAAAUAAAUCUUCCUCCCGAUGCAAAAUCUAUGACUCAAGAUGAGAUAGAUACACAUAUAUUUUUCAUGCGUGAAGCUCUUGCUAUGGCAAAUCUCGCCCUGAACACCAAUGAGACCCCCGUAGGUUGUGUACUCGUUGAUCCAAUCCUCAAGAAGAUCGUAGCUAGAGGAAUGAAUGCCACCAACAGGAGUUAUAAUGGGACAAGACAUGCAGAAUUUAUUGCUGUUGAUGAAUUGCUGUCUUCGGGUCCCAAGGUUGAACGUAGCGACGCGGAUGAAAGUAAGAGUGCGAAAAGAAAGAGAGGAGAGAAUGGAAGUGAGGGCAACGACGAAAAAGACGAUGAGAGCGAAAGUUUAAAGCGUGGGUAUGGGCCGGAAGAUGUGAAGUAUUUGGAUCUAUACGUCACGAUAGAACCAUGCAUAAUGUGUGCAUCAUUAUUGCAACAAUUUGGAAUACGAAAAGUAUGGUAUGGGGCGGUCAAUGAUAAAUUUGGAGGGAAUGGUGGAGUUUUGAAUAUUCAUGUUAGGAACGGAAAAUUUAAUAGCAAUGACGCCGGCGAAGAUGAAGCAAAAGAUGGCAGGAAUCAGACAGUCGAAGAAGAAAGAACAGAGAAACAUGAGGGCGAUUAUGAAGUUAGUGGUGGGUGGUUGCGAGAAGAAGCUAUUGUUAUUUUAAGGAGAUUUUAUGUCCAAGAGAAUGGAAGGGCGCCCGAACCCAGAAACAAGAAAGAGAGAAUAUUGAAAUUAGAGGUGGAACCAAUAAUAGAUUCGAGAGUAAAGGGUGAUGAAACGGGCUAA
Molecule: messenger RNA, 852 nt
Organism: Botrytis fragariae
Lineage: Eukaryota; Fungi; Ascomycota; Leotiomycetes; Helotiales; Sclerotiniaceae
Product: putative trna-specific adenosine deaminase subunit tad2 protein
Exons: 3
Coding region: 1-852 (283 amino acids)
Biological process (GO): tRNA wobble adenosine to inosine editing
Cellular component (GO): nucleus; cytoplasm
Molecular function (GO): tRNA-specific adenosine-34 deaminase activity
Source: RefSeq, a predicted model, not a curated record